Larimichthys crocea (large yellow croaker) is the source of this 6328-nucleotide messenger RNA. It is a transcript of the gene znf532, whose product is annotated as zinc finger protein 532. Lineage: Eukaryota; Metazoa; Chordata; Actinopteri; Sciaenidae. Bases 649 to 4533 code for a protein of 1294 amino acids. The transcript is spliced from 11 exons. The record is from RefSeq and is a predicted model, not a curated record.
UAUAUGCACAAAUCCAACUGCCUCACAGUGUAUAAAAAAUGUAUUUGUGUUUUCUGAUGAAUAAAUCUGGCAUCCGUUUAUGCUGCAGCAUUCAUGGCUGCUUUUGAGAGGUCUGCCAGAUGUAUCAAGGACUGGUAGCAAGCCAAAGAGAGAGCGUUAUUCAGCUGAAAGCCUCUCUCUGCAGUCUCACAGCUGCUGCUGCUGCUCCAGAGCCAGAGUGAAGAGUCCCCUCACCCCCCUGCACAGACAGAGACAAAAGGCCUGAUUCGCCUGCUGAACACUGCCCCCUUUCUCCAUCCAUCCCUUCAUGCACGGCCGUAGUGGUUGUGGUGGUGGUGGUGGCGGGGGAUUCAGGAGAAAACGAGGCCUGGACUGGGACUUAAAUCUAGGACUGACCCAGUGAAGGAGAGUGGGAAGAGGGGGAGGGGAGGAGGAGGAAGAGGAGGAGGAGGAGGAGGAGGAUGGGGGCUGGAAUGGUUGGGGCUGAGUAAAGGCAGGUGCUGAGGCCUCUACAGGAAGACUGUUUUUUCCUGAAUAUCUCUCAGAGUGGAAAAAAAUCUGACAAGGGAAGGAAGGAAAGAAGGUUUGGCUAGUGGCUGGAGAGGGACGGAGGCAAGAGGGUGAGCUCAUAAGAACAGGAGCAGGACCAUGGGAGAUAUGAAGACGCCAGACUUCGAUGACCUGCUGGCAGCCUUCGACAUCCCUGACAUGGUGGAUCCUAAAGCUGCUAUUGAAUCUGGCCACCAUGAUGACCAUGACGGACAGCUCAAGCAAUCCAGUGUUGCGGUAACUACCAAUGAAGAUGAGGCUAACAACCCCUCAACAGGACAUGAUGUUGGUGUUAGCGUCAUUGUCAAGAACAUCCGAAAUACGGACACCAGUGAGCAUGGUGGAAACGUAUCAGAGAAGGAUGGGCAUUUCCACUGCCAUCCCCAACCCCAUUCUGUUGGCACUGGAAAUGGACUUCAUAACGGCCUUGUGCCUGCCAUGCCAAGUACUCAUUACACCAAGAAUGGAUGGAAAGCUUCUAGGGAGGAAGGACAGCCAGUUAACAACCAGUCAUCUACCUUCAAUCAGUUCAGCCCCAUCUCCAGUGCUGAAGAGUUCGAUGAUGAUGAUAAAAUUGAAGUAGAUGACCCUGUGGAGGAACAGGGAGGUCUGCUGUUUUUUAGGUCAACUAACAAGAGAGAAACCCAGAAUCCCAAAUCUCCUGUAUCAGUGGACAGUGUUUCAAAGUCCAGAGCAAUCCAAAAACCUGAUCAAAAAAAUAACGGCAAUGAUACUCUGGGAGGUUCAAAGUCUAACAACACCCCUGAACCAACUUUACCUGAAGAGGAAACUUUUCUCAAGUCUGAAGAUCAGGAGUGCAAAGCUGGAGAACCAUCAGGCCUUGUUUCUCAAGUCAAAUCCAAGUCCUCUGCAAAGCUUUCAUCUUGUAUAGCAGCCAUAGCAGCCCUCAGUGCCAAAAAGGCUAGUGCUACAGACGUGGGUGUUGUUGAUUCUCCCACAACACAGAAAGAAUCCAUCCAAGUUAAUGAAAAUCCCAAAGCUCCAGAGAAGCCACAUGAGCAGGAGUCGGCUUUAGAGUUUGCAAAGAGGCUUCUAACAAGACAACCAGACAGCCCCUCUAGUGUCACCAGUGAGAGUAGCAGCAAAGGUUCCCCUGCCUCAAGCACAGACACCACCCCAGUCAUCCCAAAAGUCAGGAUCAAAACAAUCAAGACCUCAUCCGGCCAGAUCAAGCGUACCGUUACCCGAGUUGUACCAGAGUUUGAUCCUGAGAGUCAGAGAAAAGCAGAGAAUAGCACCUCUAUCAUCGCAACUACUAACGCGAUUUUCUCAUCUCCAACAAGGCACUCUAUGCCGACUACAGUAGUAGCCACCACUAGUGGGCAUUCAAUUGAAAUAACCAAGCAAAUGACUAUUAAACCUGUGGCAACAGCUUUCCUGCCUGUAUCAGCUGUCAAGACAGCUGGUUCCCAAGUCAUCAACCUGAAGCUGGCUAACAACACCACAGUCAAAGCAACAGUUAUCCCUGCUGCAUCAGUGCAAAGUGCCAGCAAUGCCAUUUUGAAAGCUGCUAAUGCUAUCCAGCAACAGACUGUCAUGGUACCUGCCUCCAGUCUGGCUAAUGCCAAACUUGUGCCAAAGACAGUUCAUCUUAGUAACCUUAAUCUUCUGCCACAGACUGUAUCCUCUGCUGUCUGUGAUCUCCAACAGGUCCUGACCUCAACCAAACAACCACAGCAUCAGCAGUCUCAACAAAUCAAACAGAAGACAAUUCUCGCUGGCAGGGCCUCAAAGAAAGUCUCUAAGGUUCAAGUGUUCACCAGCUCUCAAAGCUCUGUAGUGGAUGCCUUCAAUAAAGUCCUGAGUAGCAUAAAUCCUGUCCCUGUGUAUGUUCCAAACCUCUCUCCACCAACCUCAGCUUGUAUCUCUCUACCCUCACGUGGCUACAAGUGCCUGGAAUGUGGAGAUUCAUUUGCUCUUGAGAAAAGCCUGACACAGCACUAUGAACGUCGCAGUGUGCGGAUAGAGGUCACCUGCAACCACUGUACAAAAAGUCUAGUGUUCUACAACAAAUGCAGCCUCUUGUCUCAUGCCAGGGGCCACAAGGACAAAGGGGUCGUCAUGCAGUGCUCACAUCUAAUCCUAAAACCCAUUCCUGCAGAUCAGAUGAUAACCACAUCACCCUCAUCAGGUCCACCCAACACCACUGGCACCACCUCCCAAGCACAAGCACCCACUUGUCAAAUGCCAGGGAGAGUUGCUGGUGGUGGCUCCCAAACUGCAGUGAUUUCUGCACCAUGCAGUGCUCCUCUUGUGGCAGCUAUGCCCUUGGAGGAUGAUGCAUCAAAGCUAUGCAGACAUAGCCUAAAAUGUUUGGAGUGUAACGAAAUGUUCCAGGAUGACAGUUCGUUAGCUAUGCACUAUCAACAGGCACCGGAGUCCAGUGGGCAGAAAACAUGCACCAUCUGCCAAAUGCUUCUCCCAAAUCAGUGCAGCUUUCUGUCGCACCAGCGAAUCCACCAGCACAAGUCUCCUUACAUCUGCCCCGAGUGUGGCGCCAGCUGUCGUUCUGUCCACUUCCAGUCACAUGUCACCAAGAACUGCCUGCAUUACACCCGUAGAGUCGGCUACCGAUGUGUCCACUGUAGUGUGAUCUUCGCUGACAUUGCAACUGUAAAAGCCCACAUUCAAAGUACUCACUGCGAGGUCUUCUAUAAAUGUCCCCUUUGCCCCAUGGCCUUCAAGUCUGCACCAGGAACGCACUCUCAUGCACACACACAGCAUCCAGGAAUGAAGGCAGGAGAGCCCAAGGUGAUCCAUAAGUGCUCCAUGUGUGAUACCGUGUUCACUUUGCAGUCCCUGCUCUACACACACUUUGACCAGCAUGUUGUCAAUCAUAAAGUUUCAGUGUUCAAAUGCCCCGACUGCUCCAUGCACUACGCACAGAAACAGCUCAUGUUGGAUCAUAUUAAGGCCACGCAUGGAACCCUGAAGACCAUUGAGGGUCCACCAAAUUUAGGCAUCAACCUCCCUCUCAGCACCAAGCCCACCAACUCUAACAGUACCAACAGUCCAAGUAAUAAUAACAACAAGGAUGGAGGAAAUGUCAAUGGUCAAGACAAGGGAGAAAAGAAGUCUUCACCUUCACCGCUAAAGAAAACUAACUCAGUGGACCACAAGAACCCUCCUGGCUCAGGAUACACAUGUGGAAACUGCAAUAACAUCUUUAGUUCAAGAGAGGUCUUUGUGGCUCACAUGAGGCGUGAACAUGGCAAGAUACUAAAGAAGCACCCAUGUCGACAGUGCGACAAAUCCUUCAGCUCCUCCCACAGUCUUUGUCGACACAACCGUCUGAAACACAAGGGACUGCGAAAGGUCUACACCUGCCCGCACUGUCCAGCUCUCAGUCAGCCGUUCACUAAAAGAGUGCUGCUGGAUCAGCACAUUCAGCUGAUGCAUGGAGUCAAAGACCCAGAGGGGAAGACUGUCAAGUCUGAUAAUACAGACGCUUCAUCUAACAAGAAAACGCCUCGCAGCCCCAAAAGGAAGCCAGAAGAGGAUGAAGGCUUGAACUCAAGGGGCUCGGACUCACAGCCGUUAAAGAGGCUCAAGGUGAACAUCCUAAAAGUUCACAAGUGUGCUGUCUGUGGCUUCACUACAGAGGACAUCACAGCUUUCCAUGAGCACAUUCCCCAGCACAAGUCUGAUGGCUCGUCCUACCAGUGUCAGGAGUGCGGCCUGUGCUACACCUCACACCGCUCACUGGCCCGACAUCUUUUUAUCGUCCAUCGGCUGAAGGAGCCACAGGGUCUCGGCCGAUACAACGGACGGGGAAAAGACGAUGACGAAAGCCAAAGAGAGAAUCAGCUGGAUGUUAUGGAUGAGAACAAUGAUGGGACGCCAAAUACCAAAUGCAAAGUGUGCGGGAAGAUGUUUGAAACGGAGGGUAAUCUAAAUACUCACAUGAGGACACAUGGGAUGGCGUUCAUAAAGUCAAAGAGACUAAGUGCAGCUGAGAAGUGAGAGGGACACAGUUUUAAACCAUUCCAUCAAAAGCUGCAUAUACAUAAUGUACAUGUAGGGUACUACAAUAUGUAUACAGUGUACCCACAUAAAUAUGUAACAAUACAGUCAUUUUAUGUCUUUAAGUAAAUGGAACAAUAUAGUUUUUUGUACAUGCAUAGAUGUUUCUAUAGGCCUUGAAUAGAUCUUUUUUAUAGAAGAGCUUUUUUAUUUUAAACAGUCUCCAUUGUUGUCUUCUCACUAGAACUAGAUAAUGUAUUAAUAUAUUGUUGUAAUGGGAUUAAUCCUCAUACAGUCAGCAGUGUUCUGGAUUUUCAAUGCUGCUAAUGUCCAACGAAUGUCUGAAAGACAAAAUAUACACACAUGAAACCGUGGGAGCUUCAGGUUUCCUUGGUACAGUACAUGUCACGCCUUCUGAGUCUUCAGUUUCCACUUAAAAGCUGAGUAGAAGAGUGGCAUCAAACAUUUUUUUUUAUUUGUUUCAUUUUAAUUUCAUGGGGAACUAAUAUUUCUCUCUGAGCCCUCCUUGGCUUCUACAAUAAACCCUAGCUUUGGUCUCCUAAUACAUCCCAAAAUUACUGAUCCUAGAACUAAAUCUCUGCAUUUAUGUUGAGCUGAAAUUACAUGAACUAUCAGAACAUUUCUGACAAUCAGGCAAAGAUGAAGCCUAUUUUCAGCUGCAUCUCCACACUACCUUGUCAAGUUAUUAUCAUUUACAUCAUUGUCAUUAUAAUUAUUAUUAUUAUUAUUAUACGGAUACACAACAAAAAUUGGUUCAGUGGAUGUAUUUAAAAUUAGUUUAAAGCUCCCAGUUUUGUAUAUCAUAAUGUCAAACAUUAAACACAAUAAACAAACUUUUAAAGACAAAUAUAUGGGCCAAAUUUGCUUUUUAAAAUAUUUUGUAAAAGAUGUUUUUUUUAUGUUUCAUCCCUGUCUUAAUAUGUAUAUGGCAGCUCUCUGUGAUUACAACUCACUUGAUAACCAGUUUAUCUGAAUAUUUAAAAUAUAAACAUACAAAACACUUGUCUUUUGUUUUACAGCAGAAUAAAAAUAAAGCUGUAAUGAGCCCAUAUUUCAUAACCAAUGCCAAUAUUAUCAUUUUCUGUCUUGUUUCUUCAGUUUAGUGUGAAAGCAAUAUUAAUGUUCACUGACAGAAAGAACACUGGGAAAAACUUCUAAACUGAAGAAAACCUUCUACGAAUGUAAACUUGGCUGAAUUUAAAUUAUUCAUACAAGCCAACCAGAUGAAUUACAUAAACAAUGACUGACAGUUGAGAUUGUUUUCCAUUGCUUUCUUUAUUCCAAGAAAACCAUCCAAAAACCAUCAUUCAGUUUUGGACCGUAGUUUUUCUACUCUUACAAUAAAACUGUGUCGCGCUGUAAAACUGCAUGUGAGAAGCAGUCUGUGAAUUGUUUAUUAGAAUGUGUCUUGCUGCUGCUGCUACUGCUGUUUUUAGAUAUUAAUGCUUGUGUACAAAACUAUUCUUUAUGUCAAUAAAUGAUGAAACCUGCCAGGGGUAAGAUCUGAUGUCACCUGCACAUGAGACAUCAGCUCUUCUCCAUGGAAAUAUAUCAGAAAUCCUCUUGUGAUCAUUCAUACUCAGGCUUGUAUAGUGCCGUUUGUCUCGUGGACCAUUACGAUAAUGGUUGUAGUCUGUGUGUUUGGUUUUACAUGUUGUUCAAUCUAUUGAACAUUUUAAUUCAACCAUUAACAGUGGGAGUUCUCACGAGUGUCUAAUUUAAUUUACCCAAAUCCUAAAUGCUAACCCUGUCUCGUGCAAAUGUUGUUUUCAUA